ACAGCUGUGUUUAGGGCCGUUUCAGUUUUAAGAUUUGAAACUUAGAUUAAAUCUCGGUUGUGUAUUACUUCUAAGACAGCCUGCACUAUGUGUGUGCGUGUAGAGACACCACAACAUAGUUAAACCCCGUGGAUUAUAUUUCAGCCGCGGCGUUGUGUGGAUUUAAAUCCAGUGGAGAUGGGAACUUUUCCACAGUCUUGUUAUAGGCACACGGCACGAACAUGCACGCCUGACUUAAAAUCUGCAUUAAAAAGUUCAUGACAAUUUCUUCUUUGUGGCGUGGACAUUCGCACGUAUCUGAUGAUUAAUUGCUAAAUAAGAGAUCGGUGUCACGUACAUUCAUUAUUCAUGUGAAAGCAGAUUUUGCUUGCAGAAAUUAAAGGAAAAUGUUUAAAAUACAAGUGAUUCGUUGAAGUCCUGUUAAAUAUCAGUGAGUGUCUUAAUAUGGGGACGGGAGCCUCGAUUUCGCAUACAGACAAAAAAGAAGGCAUCCCGCCGUGGAUCAACACAGUCCAUCCCCCAAGCAACACUUUUUAUGACACGUUCGGCGACAUGGCACAGGGGAUGCAACUCUUAGCUAUCAACACUGUUUGCAGAAAUAGGGCAGGGCAGAGCGAGACAGACGCUGCCCAAUGGAAGAAAGGAUUUAAAUCAGGCAAACACGUAUUUGAAAUAGCAUUCCCUGUAUCAUAUAGAGGCAGGGAAGCUUCUGUUGGUGUGGGCUACAAGGACUGCCCUCUGUGUGUGAAGGGCAGGGUUUGUUUGGUGGGCUACAACACCAGGUCAUGGGGCAUCAGCCUCACCAGACGAAAGUCAAUGCACAACAACACAGAGGCCAGCAGAUAUCCACACACAAUGGUGUUUCUGCCAGAUAAAUUCUACAUGUAUUUAGAUGCGGAUGCCGGAACUCUUCAGUUUGGGUCAGACGAAGACUUUUAUGGCGUAGCACAUUCUGAUAUUAACAUGAGUCAACCAGUUCACCCCAUGGUCUCGGCCUGCAGUCAAGGAGCGACCAUCACACUUGUAUAUAGGGGCAAAGGUGUUGUCAGAAAAGGCCCAAGUCAAAGGCGAGAAAAAAUCAAAACAAGUUACAAAGAUUUCAGAAGGAAAUUUAGUUAAUAAAUCAUUGUUGUUGUGUAAUUAACAAUCUACA
Messenger RNA from Physella acuta, 1153 nucleotides. RefSeq names its product SPRY domain-containing SOCS box protein 1. Gene Ontology annotation, molecular function: protein binding. NCBI's taxonomy places the organism in Eukaryota, Metazoa, Mollusca, Gastropoda, Physidae. Gene Ontology annotation, biological process: proteasome-mediated ubiquitin-dependent protein catabolic process. The record is from RefSeq and is a predicted model, not a curated record. Gene Ontology annotation, cellular component: SCF ubiquitin ligase complex.